UACAGAAUACGGGCCAAUGAUUAGGCUAUUGAUGUAUAAAUUGAGAAUGAAAUUGAAUUAAAAUUUUGACCUCGGAAUAAAGUUUAUUAGACUUUGGAUUGAGGAACUUCUGCGGGAGCAAAGUGCGGGCUUGAGAGAUGCCGUUUUCCAAACACUCCAGCAGAACUUUAGAAAACGAACUCUCCUAUUGGACAAUCGGACGGUGGACAUCGAACGCGGGUAUGACGCGGCAGGCAAAUGCCGUUUAUGAAGUACACUUUUUCGUAACCAAGUAUUACAACGAAGUACGAAAAUACCCCUUUCACGACUGUAUGCAACGUAACGACCCAUUUAUGUCAUUCAUCUCUCGAAGAUGAUCUCGCAUGUGCCGAGCGUGAUCGUGGGUGCUUCCAGUUUCGUGUACACUUGCUACAUCUUGUUCAGACUGACGUAUUUCUUAUCAAAAGACUCUUAUGUCGACCGUGAAAGUCUACAUACGUUGUCAGAUGACGAUACAGCUGAAUCCACGCUAUGGUCUCUCUUAGUAAAUAUGUUACUCCUUACAAUCUUUGUUUUUCAACAUUCCAUCAUGGCCAAUGACUUUACUAAGCAAACCUUCUGUAAACUACGCAUUGAACAUCUCAGCAGGAGUAUUUACAAUGCCUGCAGCUCGGCGAGUCUUCACUUCAUGAUCAGUAAAUGGCAGCAAACUCCAGCUGCAACAAUGUGGAAGUUUGAGACUUCCAACCAUCUAUUCUGGUUGUUUUCCACCGUCCAUUCGAUAGCUUGGGUUAUUAUUUACAGUGGAUGUAUUAUGAUGGACAUGGCUGAGCUCUGCGGGCUCAAACAGAUGUGGUACAGAGUGACUGAAAGAGAUAGUCCGUUGGAUGCCAAAUCUAGGCAACUGCGCAGAUAUAUGAGACACAUGAGACAUCCUAGUUUUACUGGAUUUCUUAUUAUUCUAUGGAUUUGUCCUAUCAUGAGUGCGGAUCGGCUGUUAUUGGCCAUCAUAUUAACAUUAUAUAUGCCAUUGUUGUGGACAAUAGAUUCCGAAGACUAUAAUUAUCACAUCAGAUAUUUCAAACAGAAGCAGAUGGAAUUGUCUUAAUUACACUUUUUAUUUUUCUCCAUCUUGAUUUUUCGUCUCUUCAACAUUUUUCUCCUGAUUCUCAUUAAUUUCGUAUCAUAUUUAUACAGAUUAAUAUAAAUAUUGAUUAACAUAUUUAUAUAGAUUGACAUAAAUUAACGAAUAUAAUAUAUACUUUUAUUUUUGCGACUUAUGUGUAUGUAUAUUGUAUUUUGUGACAAUGGGACACUUAACUUUAUAUACAAAAUGGUGUAUUUUCUUGCAAUGAAAAUAAGAAUAUCUAAUCUGCAUUUGAAUUGUA
Vollenhovia emeryi is the source of this 1367-nucleotide messenger RNA. RefSeq names its product nurim homolog. The transcript has 4 exons. NCBI's taxonomy places the organism in Eukaryota, Metazoa, Arthropoda, Insecta, Hymenoptera, Formicidae. The record is from RefSeq and is a predicted model, not a curated record. Bases 353 to 1087 code for a protein of 244 amino acids. Gene Ontology annotation, cellular component: nuclear membrane.